AUCAGCUAAAUAUUAUCCCUACAAAUAGAAUGGAGGAAAUGAAGUUAAUAUGAAAACAAUAACCUAAAAUUUAAUCAUUAAGAACAUAGCACCAGGAAUUAAGUCUAGUAUGGUCGGCAGCUCGUAACAGAUCUUUCUUCCAAUUGUAAGAGGAACUCGGUGUUAAUUAAACGCGUUCAUAUGUGUCAGUGUACACAGACCUCUAUGCCAAUCUUAAGAACAAAUCGGUGUUUAUUGGAAAAAAAUCUCCUAGUUACGCUUGAUAUUCUAGUAGUUUGGAGCAGCCCCUUACUUCUUUCGGUGGUAGAUAUCUUAUAAAAAUGCAUCUGGGACACUUGCAUUAAAAUUCAAGCUUCAAUCAAAACGAAUGAAAGCAUCAUUUUUCUAGAUUCAACCCUCCAGGAGAUCUUUCAGUCCAAUGGCAUUGCACAGGACCUCUAAGGCGCUGGACACUGUAUCUGAUGUAAAGGAUGAUUCAACAUCACAGAAUCGGUCUACAGCUUCCUCUCCUGGACAAAUGUAUUCGCACUUGCUAUUAUUGACAGCAUUCCUUUCCAUUGGCAUUAUUGCUCUCGCUAUCUCAACUUCAAUUACGGGAUUCGGGUCCUCGGCCGGAGACACGAGAUCCGAAAUUCUACAUGUUAGUUCAAGUGGGUUAAUAGCGAGCAAUAGACCCUCUAGGUAUUUAUACUGGGGAGACAAGAUAGAUUGCCCAGGAAAGCACUGUGAAGCUUGCGAGGGGCUGGGUCAUCAGGAAUCAAGCCUUAGGUGUGCUCUCGAAGAAGCAAUGUUAUUGAAAAGGACCUUUGUGAUGCCCUCUAGAAUGUGUAUUAAUCGCAUACACAAUGACAAAGGGAUUCUUCACCACACAAAUGUGAGCAUUGAAGAAAGAUGGGCCUCCAACUCCUGUGCAAUGGAUUCAUUGUAUGAUCUUGAUUUGAUAUCCAAGACAGUUCCCACCAUUCUUGACAAUUCAAAAGAAUGGAAUCAGGCAAUUUCUCUUGCUAGUAAAUCAGGAGAUGCAGGAUUGGUUCAUGUGCAGGGCAUUGACCGUAGCCAAGUCAGAGAUAGCAGUUUCUACAGAGAUGCUUUAAUCAUCAAUCGGACUGCAAGCCCCCUUUCAUGGUUUGUAGAGUGUAAGGAUCGCAACAACCAUAGUGCAGUAACAUUGCCAUACUCGUUUUUGCCUUCAAUGGCUUCAAAACCUCUACGAAAUGCUGCUAAGCAGAUAAGAAAUAUCCUUGGAGAUUAUGAUGCCAUGCAUGUACGGAGAGGUGAUAAGAUUAAAAUUAGGAAAGACAGGCUUGGUGUGAAUAGGACACUUCAUCCUCAUCUUGACAGGGAUACUCAUCCAGAAGCAAUCCUUCGUCGAAUUGAAAAAUGGAUUCCUGAAGGGCGUACUAUUUUUAUUGCAUCAAAUGAGAGAACCCCUGGGUUUUUCUCAUCACUUUCCGUGAAGUACAGACUUGCAUAUUCUUCAAAUUUUACUAAUAUUUUGGAGCCUGUUGUGCAAAAUAACUAUCACCUUUUCAUGCUGGAACGUUUAGUCUUGGUUGGUGCCAGGACAUUAAUCAAGACAUUUAAAGAAGAGCCCACAGACCUAAGUCUCACAGAUGAUCCAAAAAAGAAUAUGAAGGAGUGGCAAAUUCCUGUUUACACUUUUGAUGAUGCCUCUCCAUUUUAAAUAGCAUCUUGAAGCCAGUGAGUUACUUAUCACAGAGAAACAAUCCCAACUUCGCUGCAUGCAAUAUAUUUGUACUCUCUGGUGAGAGUACUGUUCACAGCCUUAAGCUUUUUCUGUCAGUCUUUUCUUCAAACUGGGCUGUUAGAAUCAGAACACCAAGGUGUCUCUCAAUCGAGAUCAAGCUGUUGAAGUUUCCUGUUUCAGAAAACAAAAUAAAAAAUUUCGAGAGAUUUUUUUUCCCAUCAACUUCCUGAUACUUUGGACACCUCAAGUAGUAUAACAUUCGUACUUUAUCUCACUAUUAUGAUUUAUCACUGACUUAAUUUGUGUAGUAACAUCGCAGUACAGCUUCAAGCAAUUUAUUUGUAGUGAGGGGCUCAGCUUUGCUUUACAGCGAUUGGUUGAAAAUGCCCGGUCCCUUAUAUUUAUGAGAUACAGAAAUGUUUACAUAAUACUAGCUUUGCAAAGCCCCAAGAAAAUAUAAAAUAUAAUCUCAUAGUUACUGCCUCGUGACUUGAAGGCUUAACGUUUAGAUAUUUUGAGCUUUCAGGUUCCUGUAUAAAUGAUCGAAUAUGUUCUGGAGAAUCAUGUUUACAGUUUCACAUUGACCAUAUUGGAAAACAUGUCUGCAUGAGUCAAAGACUAACUGCAGGGGUCAGAAAGCCAUGACAGAUGAAAGGAAGGAUGGUCCCUUAGUCACUUGUGUCAAAUAAUUUGUUACUGGACUUCUAGAUAGCUUUGGCAUCUUCUACAAGUCAAUAAGAUGAAUGUAAUAUUUCUUAUUGAUAUUAAGAUCUUCUUCAUCUAAAGUAAGAGUGCUCCAAGAUCGCAUCCCUGGCACCAUGCAUGUAGAAGGCAUUAAGCGGUAAAAUGUUCAGAUUUCUUGAUGAACAGGACCAGAUAAUUGACUAGUGUGGACUACUUUUCCGCAACUCAGAAAGGUCAGAGUUGAUGGGUAUAUUUUUGAACAGAGAUGAGUGCUGCAGUCUCUAAUUCCUUCAAUCUAUGAGGUACUAUUUUUAUAUUAUGCACAAUCAAUAUGGACUAGUUUCAGUAAACAGGUGUUGUAAUUAUUGGUCGGUAGAAUUUUUUUUGGUCCAUUGAUCUAAUUGUGAUUAUCAUAUCCUGAUUUUGAACUAUACCCUUCCCAGGGGAGAUGCCUGAAAGCAAAGGCUUUAAAAAUAAAAUAAAAUUAGUGAAUCUCUUAUUUUUUCUUUUA
Molecule: messenger RNA, 2903 nt
Organism: Cryptomeria japonica (Japanese cedar)
Lineage: Eukaryota; Viridiplantae; Streptophyta; Pinopsida; Cupressales; Cupressaceae
Exons: 6
Coding region: 419-1684 (421 amino acids)
Cellular component (GO): Golgi apparatus
Source: RefSeq, a predicted model, not a curated record